This is a messenger RNA of Marmota flaviventris (yellow-bellied marmot), 1572 nucleotides long. The record is from RefSeq and is a predicted model, not a curated record. Lineage: Eukaryota; Metazoa; Chordata; Mammalia; Rodentia; Sciuridae.
ACUAACUCUCAUGGUGCUGGUCCUGGCGAUUGCACCUCUCCCUGUGGAAUGAGUGGUUUCAUGCUCUGGUUUGAAUUCUCAUGAGACAGUCUCAGGGGUAUUUGCCUAUUUAUUGCUUCUGCUCUCAUCCAGUUGAGAGAAAGAACAGUCGACCACCAUGUUUGGAUCUCAUGUAUAAGAUGUUUUAAGGAAGGGAUGACACAGAUUUUCUGAAGAAAGCAGAAGGGCUCUUCGCAGUAUGGCUUCGGAAAUCACUUAUGCUGAAGUGAGGUUCAAAAAUGAACCAAAGUCCUCAGGUACCAAUUCAGAUUCUCCUGCAGCUCCCAAAGAGAAUACCACUCCUCUCAAAAGUAAUCCCGCUUUUCCUAAGCUGCUUCUUGGAUCAUUGCUGAUACUUUUCCUGCUGUUGGCAAUCUUAUUCUUUGUUGCUUUUAUCACUUUCUUUAACAAAUAUUCUCAGCUACUUGAAGAAAAGAAUUAUAAAGUUUCUCCGAAGACCCUGAUUCACACAAAUUUAAAUUGUGUAAGAAACAAUUCAACCAUGGAAGGAAAAGUCUGGAGCUGUUGCCCAGAGCAUUGGAAGUCAUUUAGUUCCAGUUGCUACUUUAUUUCUACUGAUGCAAAAUCUUGGAAGGAGAGUCAGGAGAACUGCUCUAGAAUGGAGGCUCACCUGGUGGUGAUCAAUAGCAAGGAAGAGCAGGAUUUUAUCACUCAUAAUUUGGAUAAAAAAGCUGCUUAUUUUGUGGGGCUAUUAGAUCCAGAGGGUCAAGGACACUGGCAAUGGGUUGAUCAGACCCCAUACAACCAAAGUGCCACAUUCUGGCAUACAGGUGAGCCAAGUCAUAGUGAAGAGCAUUGUGUUAUAGAAAAUCAUCGUCCUCCAUCAUUGGGAUGGGGCUGGAAUGAUAUACUUUGUAAAGAUGAUCAACGAUCAGUUUGUGAAAUGAUGAAGAUCUACUUAUGAAUCAACACUUUUCAUGGACAUGUGUUUGGAUUUGCAUUCAUUAUUCUAGCGCUAGCUCAUAAGUUCUUCUUUAUGAAAGACAUUCCAUAGACUUUUAGGUAAGUGGUCAACUAUUCCACUUUUGAGGAAAUGUUAGUGUUGCAUAUAGAAUUUAUCAGUUUACUUCCUACAGAGCACCUAAUACAAUAAUUGUGGGGGACUUUUUUACUUAAUGUACAAUGAGUUUACUCCAUGUUAUUUCUGUACCAUAAUGAUGGUACAGAAUUUUAAAAAGAUACAUUGUACUAAAAUGCUUUUGACUGCCUCAGUAAAGAGAGUAAUUGAACAGGAGUGAAAUAUUUUAUCCUGUGUCUAGCCAGUGCUGGAACUCUUCUUUUCACUCUACCUUGUGUUAUAUGAAUGUGUUUUGGUGUCUUUUACUUAUUUUUCUCUAGAGCAUCUUUCCAUCAAUGUGUGUGAAUAGGUUUUAUGUGAGUUUUGUGUUUAAAGAGUGAUGUAGAAUUAGAAACCAUCCUAUUGAUCACUGCAAAGGAAAAAGGCAGCAGAAUACAACAGACACUAGUAUGGCAAUAUAUAAAUCAAUGGAUGUGUAACUGAUGUGAUUCUGC